AUGGUCGCCGCCAAGACCCUCCUCGCCGCCACGGGCACCCUCGCCCUGGCCAGCGCCUCCUCCUUCACCACCAUCACCACCACCAGCACGGAGCCCGCCACCGCCGCCGCGACCAUCACCGCCCCCGUCGCCCCGCCCAUGCCGUACUCCGGCUCCGGCCCGACCGAGGCCAUGAUCGCCCGCCGCAGGGCGUGGUGCACGGAGUACAACGCCGAGAAGCGCCGCGCACCAGGCUGGUACGAGAGCCCGGACGAAUACGCCGGCGCCAUCGGCUACUGCGUCCGCUUCUACCUCGAAGAGUACAAGAUCAACCCGUCCAAGGCCGGCUGGAUCGAGGAGUCCAUGGACAGGACCGUCGGCCGCAAGGAAUUCUUGGUCGCCGACUUUGAGAAGAAGGGCAGCCCUGCCCCGACCGCGACGCCCACAGCCAACGUCGACGCCGCUGCCUCGAAGGAGGAGGAUCCCGUCAGCGAGGAUCCCGCGACCGAAGACGAGAUCCGCGUCAACACGGCCAAGAUGGCGGACAUCCUCAAGGAGAGCCUCGGAUACACCGACGAGCAGCUCAUGGAGCUGGGCUUCAAGCUCGGUGAGAGCGGCUUUUUUUUGGUGCAUGCCCCCGAGGAGAACUCCGAGGCUUCCUCUUCCCUUCUUUGGCCCCCCAAGUUCGGUCGCCUUGCCCGCCCUCUCGUGCCUCACCCCUUCCGCAAGCAUCUCGGCAAGGAGCCCGCGGCUAAGGGGCCCGUUGCUACCCAGCCCAAGGUUGAGAAGCCCAAGGUUGAGCAGCCCAAGGUCGAGCAGCCCAAGGUCGAGCAGCCCAAGGUCGAGCAGCCCAAGGUCGAGCAGCCCAAGGUCGAGCAGCCCAAGGUCGAGCAGCCCAAGGUCGAGCAGCCCAAAGUCGAGCAGCCGAAGCCCAAGGUUGAGUACCAGAAGCCCAAGGUAGAGGAUGAGCCACCCGCGGCUAAGGAGCCCAAGGGAAAGGAAAAGGCGAUCGCGGUCGAGCAGCCCGCGGCUAAGGAACCCAAGGGCAAGGAGCCCGCGGGUGAGCAGCCCAAGCCCGAUCAACCCAAGGCUGAGCAACCCAAGCCCGACCAGCCCAAGGCCGACGAGCCCAAGGCCAAGGACACCAAGUCCAAGAAGUCCAAGGAGGACGAGGAGAUGCAACACCACGACCACCCUCACGGCGGCCACCACGCCCACCCCCACCACGACGAGCACGACAAGGAGAAGGAGGAGGAGGAGAAGAAGAAGAAGGAGAAGGAGGAGGCGAUGGCGAAGCACCCCUACCACCCCGACCACCCCCACUUCGAGGAAGAGCCCGUAGAGGAUCACCCGACGCCGAAUCCGCCGAAGGUACUCCCCGAUCACAUCUAA
Colletotrichum abscissum is the source of this 1371-nucleotide messenger RNA. RefSeq lists its product as uncharacterized. The transcript has a single exon. Bases 1 to 1371 code for a protein of 456 amino acids. The record is from RefSeq and is a predicted model, not a curated record. NCBI's taxonomy places the organism in Eukaryota, Fungi, Ascomycota, Sordariomycetes, Glomerellales, Glomerellaceae.